Molecule: messenger RNA, 2026 nt
Organism: Liolophura sinensis
Lineage: Eukaryota; Metazoa; Mollusca; Polyplacophora; Chitonida; Chitonidae
Product: ankyrin-3-like
Exons: 5
Coding region: 119-2026 (635 amino acids)
Molecular function (GO): protein binding
Source: RefSeq, a predicted model, not a curated record
AGGGCUCUAUUGCUCACCCUUCAAAACCAAUUUCACUGACAGAUGGUAAGAGUACUGCUGGGAAUUUAAUUGCCUAUCUUAACUUAGGAUUGUUGGCAGUAGGAUUGAGAACGCAUCGAUGGCUCUCUAUAUUCUGAUUAUCUCUUGUUUCGCCAGCAGGCGCAGACGAGUGACAAGGACAAUGGCGUCUCCGGCCAAUUUACUCUCCCACAACAGCUGGGCCGUGACCAAGAACGACAACCUGCUCAUCCAGAGACUUAACUUGGAAUGCCGCUUUUCAACGUGUUUCUCGGGGACAGUGGAACGGACAUUCCCAACGUCAGGAUCUCGACUGACCCAGUGUGCCUUAUAUAAGGCGGCCUUACAUGCUGACGAAGCCGGCUUACAGGUUAUCGAGGAAAACAUAGACCACAUAAACAACGAUAUUGUGGUUGACAAAUGCUGCCCUCGACACGCGGACAUCUUCGAACGCCAUCCCUUCGCUAUCGGGUCACGACGUGAAGACCAUUGGUCUCUGGUCAGCUACAUGGUCCGAAGAGGUCACUGUCCAUGCUGGCCAAGAAGGUCGUGUAAGGUGACCGCCAGGAAAAGACUGGUCCACAUAGCGGCUGCCCAGGGACAUCACUGGUUUCUCAGAUAUCUCAUUGACAAAGGUUCAAGCGUGAACUGCUCCACGUCUCCCAUGAACUACACGCCUUUGUUCUUAUCAGUCACACGGAAACACAGACCCAUUACGCAGCUGCUGCUCUCCGAAGGCGCCGACGUCAACGCCAAAACGUUCUCAGGGAAGACGCCGCUGAUGGCGGCUAUUGCUUUGGGCGAUAUAAAAACUGUAGAGUCUCUUCUGUUUUCACAUAACUGUGACGUUAAUGAAGCAUCCAGGCGGGGUAUUACGGCCCUAAAGGUGGCCGGAUGUUGUAACAAUGUUGAAUGUGCCAGGUUGCUGCUUCAGCGAGGGGCCUCUCCGGACAUUGAAGAUGCUCAGGGACAGUCUCCUAUAUUCGACGCUGUACACAACAAUAAUGUUGAGAUGUUAAACUUACUGUUGAAGUAUAACGCCAAAGUCAAUGUCAACAGUCGACGAAACAGAACCCCACUUCAUUAUGCCUUAGAGAAAGAAAAUUUAGUCAUGGCGAAGAAGCUCAUGCAGAAUGGUGCUGACUGUAAUGUAAAGUGUAACGGAUUACCUUUAUUGAUGACGUAUGCACACAAUACAGAGGCGCUCCAAUUAUUGGUGGAUCAUGGUGCUGACGUCAACCUUCAGGAUGAUAAAGGGUACUCGGCCUUUCACGUGGCGGCCCUAUGUGGCUACAGGGAGGCCAUGGACCUUCUUUUACAGUCUGGUGCUAUCCAUGAUUUGUCAAGCUUUGACGGCAAGACGCCAUUGUCUCUGGCUUGUCAAGUGGGAAGAGAAGAUGUUGUGGAAAACUUGUUGGCUCUAGGUUGUGAUGUGAACAAGCAGGACAAAGGUGGAAAUACGGCUCUUCACUAUUCAGCAUUUCAAGGUAAUGAGUUGAUAGUGUUGGAUCUGCUCAAUGCUGGUUCUAAUGUGGAUGUACAGAACGUGGUAGGCGCAACACCCUUAUGGAAUGCGGUGUACAUGAACCAUCCCCACGUAGUACGAGAGUUUCUCUUGGCUGACGCUAGCGUCGAGUGCUGCAGCUCAGGUAUGCAACCUUCGGAAGUGGAAAUUGAAUGUCUGUAUCCAGAGCCUCGCUCUCUUCUUUGGGUCGCCAUUGACCAAUCAGCAGCUGAGAUCGUCAGGUGUUUGCUGGAGGCUGGCGUUCCAUUGUACCGGGAAUCGUGGAUCACAUCCGGAGACUUUCCAGCCUCUUUGAAGAUCACAAGUUGCCUUAAAGAUCUUCUUGCCAAAAUGGCCUCCAAGCCGCCAUCUUUGUUGGAACAGUGCCGCACCACUGUGAGACGUUAUAUCAAAGACAAAUCGGAUUUGUCUAUACGAUCAACUGUUGAUCAAUUAGUUUUGCCAAAGGUAUUAAAAUCCUUUGUUAUUCUCGAGGAUCUUUGA